Messenger RNA from Trypanosoma cruzi, 750 nucleotides. RefSeq lists its product as uncharacterized. NCBI's taxonomy places the organism in Eukaryota, Euglenozoa, Kinetoplastea, Trypanosomatida, Trypanosomatidae. The transcript has a single exon. The record is from RefSeq and is a predicted model, not a curated record. The coding region runs from base 1 to 750 and encodes 249 amino acids.
AUGGAGGAGAGGGAGGAAGUGACGGCAACGUCGUUCCGAGUGAUGGUGUCCGAGGCGGAGCCUUACGGCUUUCAGACAUGCGCCGCACAGCAGCUGCAGAGCUCCGUCCGCAUCACACACAUCACCUUCACUCCCCCCAGCUCAGACGAACUGGAGGCGUACAUGCAGCAUAAGGACAAACUUGCCUUGACCACGCCGCCAAGCAAGGCAGACACCUCUAUUUGUCCCGCAACCUUUGCGCGUCUUCGAACGCUUUGCGCGUCGGGGGAGCUGGAAAGCCACACCGUGGCGUGUUUUCCAUGGAGCCAACAUGAUGAAACAACGACGGCUUUGAUGGCGGCUCAUGGAAACGAUGAAAGUAAUAAAAACAAGAGUAAAAACAGUAAAAAUAAGAAGAACGAGUCACAUUUGCUUCAAUCGACGACCACCGCUGCGGCCCAUCCCCUUGAGCAGGUUCAGUUGGCGGGUCUUUUUGAUGUGGUCCUCCCGCGGCAGACUGAUAUCUGCAGUAACGUUGACCUUCGCUUUGAUGUGGAUGGCUCUGUCUGGCUGGAGGUGGUUGGCCCCGGCAGUGUGACGUUUUUUGGGGAGCAGAACUCAUCGCUGAUACCGGAGUGGCUGAGUCACCGCUUCUUCACCGUUAGCGACGACGAUGAGGAGACCGGUGGGGAAGAGGAAGAGGAGGAAGAGGAGGAAGAGGAGGAAGAGGAAGAGGGUGACAUUGCGGCGAUGUACGGUCUUGUUCACUGA